Molecule: messenger RNA, 1404 nt
Organism: Acanthosepion pharaonis
Lineage: Eukaryota; Metazoa; Mollusca; Cephalopoda; Sepiida; Sepiidae
Source: the annotation of a GenBank genome assembly
AUGGAAGAAGCUGUAGCUUCCUGGAAAGAUGCUGGACUUUUGUUAAAGUUCUCUUGUUUUCCUCUCACUCUUUAUGCCUCAUAUUCUGUUUUUGCCUUCAUUUUUUUCUCCUUUCUAUCAUCUGCUUCACAAAACAUUCAUGUUUACUCCUUUCUUUCUCUUUUUUUAAUUCCUUUUUCUCUUUUUUUUCUCUUUCUCUCUUGCUCCUCUUUUUACUUUCUCCUUUUUUUUUCUCUCUCCUUUUUUUCUCUUUUUCCACUUUUUGCUGCUUUAUCUCUUUUCCUCCUUUUUUCUUUUCUUGCUCCUUUUUUUUUCUCUUUAUUCUCCCUCUUUCGCUCCUCUCUAUCUUCCCUCCCUCUUUCGCACCUCUCUAUCUUCCCUCCCUCUUUCGCACCUCUCUAUCUUCCCUCCCUCUUUCGCACCUCUCUAUCUUCCCUCCCUCUCUUCCUUUCCUCUCUAUCUUCCCCUCCCUCUUUCCUCUCUAUCUUCCCUCCCUCUUUCGCUCCUCUCUAUCUUCCCUCCCUCUUCCUUUCUCUCUAUCUUCCCUCCCUCUUUCUUUUCCUCUCUAUCUUCCCUCCCUCUUUCCCUUUCCUCUCUAUCUUCCCUCCCUCUUUUCGCUUUCCUCUCUAUCUUCCCUCCCUCUUCCUUUCCUCUCUAUCUUCCCUCCCUCUUUCGCUUUCCUCUCUAUCUUCCCUCCCUCUUUCGCUUUCCUCUCUAUCUUCCCUCCCUCUUUCGCUUUCCUCUCUAUCUUCCCUCCCUCUUUCGCUUUCCUCUCUAUCUUCCCUCCCUCUUUCGCUUUCCUCUCUAUCUUCCCUCUUCUCUUUCCUCUCUAUCUUCCCUCCCUCUUUAUCUUUCCUCUCUAUCUUCCCUCCCUCUUUCCUUUCCUCUCUAUCUUCCCUCCCUCUUUCUUUUCCUCUCUAUCUUCCCUCCCUCUUUACUUUCCUCUCUAUCUUCCCUCCUCUUUCGCUUUCUCUAUCUUCCCUCCCUCUUCCUUUCCUCUCUCUCUUCUCUCCCUCUUCCUUUCCUCUCUCUCUUCCCUUUCCUCUUCUCUCUUCUCUCUCUCUCUCUCUCCUUUCCUUUCCUCUCUCUCUUCCCUCCCUUUUGGCUUUCCUCUCUCUCUUCCUCCCUCUUCUCUCUUUCUCUCUCUCUCUCUCCUCCCUUUUUCUCUUUCUCUCUCUCUCUUCCCUCCCUCCCCAGCUUUCUCUCUCUAUCUUCCCUCUCUCUUUGGCUUUCUCUCUCUCUCUCUCCCUCUUCUCUCUCUCUCUCUAUCUUCUCUCCCUCUUCUCUCUCCCGUUCUCUCUCUUCCCUCCCUCUCUCUCUUUCUCUCUCUCUCUCUCUCUCUCUCUCUCUCUCUCUCUCCCUCUCUCUCCCUCUCUAGCUUCUCUCCUCUGUUUUCCUCUCUAG